AUGCAGUCGACUUCGAUUAUUUGCGCGGCAGCGCUGCUUGUGAUGGGCGCAUCGGCCCACGGCAACAUUACAUCGCCGCCUGCACGUCUCCCGGGCCCGGCCAUGGCGGCGGCUUGUGGUGCUCAGGCGGUCGCUUCGGUGGAAGCAGAUGGAACGAUUCCGUUGGAGAGCGUCUCUGGGGCAUCUGCUACCUGUCAACUGGACUUUUGCCGUGGCGCCACGUUUGAAGACAAUGUCGACCUGGUGCAGACAUUCACCCCGGGCCAAGUCGUGGCCAUGACGGCGAUUCUGCCCAUUCCGCACGAGGGGCCCAUGAAUGUGUCCAUUGUGGACGCGGCGACCAACGCCGUCAUUGGUGACCCUCUGAUUGAGUUUGACAGCUACGCCGACGAGUCCCUGGCGUCGCUGCCGGCCAACAAUACCGACUUUUCCGUCACUAUCCCGCAGCUCGAGGCCGGUCAGUGUGCGCAAGCCGGUGAUUGCGUCUUGCAGUGGUUUUGGUUCGGGACGUCGGCGCAGCAGACGUAUGAGAGCUGUGUUGAUUUUGUAUUGGCAUAG
This is a messenger RNA of Pestalotiopsis fici W106-1, 558 nucleotides long. RefSeq lists its product as uncharacterized. Bases 1 to 558 code for a protein of 185 amino acids. NCBI's taxonomy places the organism in Eukaryota, Fungi, Ascomycota, Sordariomycetes, Amphisphaeriales, Sporocadaceae. The transcript is spliced from 2 exons. The record is from RefSeq and is a predicted model, not a curated record.